AUGUCCCAUACCCCAAUUGAGUUGCCCAAGUUAGACUGGGCCUACGAUGCGUUGGAGCCACACAUUUCCGGCGAAAUUAACCGUAUCCACCACAGCAAGCACCACCAGGUGUACGUCAACGGCUUCAAUGCUGCUAUCACCGCAUUGAGCGCUGCUGAGGCCAAGGGCGAUGUUAAGGGUGCGGUUGCAAUUCAGCAAAACAUCAAGUUCCACGGUGGGGGCCACACCAACCAUUCGUUGUUCUGGAAGACAUUGGCUCCCGUUUCGCAGGGUGGUGGAGUUCACCCAUCUGAGGAUUCUCCAUUGGGAAAGCAGAUAGUCAAGCAGUAUGGGUCAGUCGCAAAGUUGAUUGAACUCACCAACGCCAAGUUGGCAGGGAUCCAAGGUUCAGGUUGGGCUUUCAUUGUCAAGAACAAGGAGAAUGGAGGCACUUUGGACGUUGUCACCACCUUCAACCAGGACACCGUGCUCGAGCCAUACGUGCCAUUGAUUGCCAUCGAUGCCUGGGAGCAUGCCUACUACUUGCAGUACCAAAACGUCAAGGCCGACUACUUCAAGGCCAUCUGGAAUGUGAUCAGUUGGAAGGAGGCCGAGAAGCGUUUUGCGAGCAAUUAG
Messenger RNA from Suhomyces tanzawaensis NRRL Y-17324, 615 nucleotides. It is a transcript of the gene SOD3, whose product is annotated as Sod3p. The record is from RefSeq and is a predicted model, not a curated record. Lineage: Eukaryota; Fungi; Ascomycota; Pichiomycetes; Serinales; Debaryomycetaceae. The transcript has a single exon. Gene Ontology annotation, molecular function: metal ion binding; superoxide dismutase activity. Bases 1 to 615 code for a protein of 204 amino acids. Gene Ontology annotation, biological process: superoxide metabolic process. Gene Ontology annotation, cellular component: mitochondrion.